CACGCUGCCCACGUCACCUCCCAGCUCCUCAUCUCUCCUGCGCAUAUCCGCCGCAAUUUGAACCGUGUGAAGUCAGCAUGAAAAACCACACAUCGACAACCUAAACAAGUAAUGUCAAUAUUCUUGUAUUUUAGCUACAAGCUGUAGUACAGCACUUGUUGCGGCGAUAAGGAGAUCGCUAGCAAGCAAGCAAGCCACGUUUCUCCCCCUUAGCAUCCGAAUAUCGUUUUUGCAACGUCAACACCCUCCUGCUUAGACUAAGGACUUACAAUGACACUGAAGGUCAAGCUGAGCUCAGUUUGCCUGGGUGUAGAAGGGAUGACCUGUGCUUCCUGUGUUCAGUCUAUUGAGCAGCGCAUUGGGGGUUUUCCUGGAGUCGUACACAUCAAGGUGUCUCUGGCGCUGAAGAAUGCCAGCAUCAUUUUCGACCACAGUCAUCACACCCCAGAGUCCCUGGCUGAGGCCGUGGAGGACAUGGGGUUUGACUCCAUCCUCUCAGACACUACCACAGCCUCCGUGGUCCUCACGGAGACCCAGCUGCUCCCCAUCCCAGCCCUUCUCACCCCCGAAGCACAGCAGGAGGCUCUGACCAGGCUAGCUCAGCUCCAGGGGGUCCUGGAGGUCCAGGAGAACAAGGACCAGAGGGGGGUGUCCGUUACCUUCAUCCCUUCCCUGAUCAGUGUAGUGCAGCUUGGGGAGGUGGUUAGUAGCUUGACCCCCCUCCUGGAGGUCCCUACAUCCAAUAGCCCUACAGAGGAAACACUUGUCCCAGCUCCUGCCACAGUGUCAGCCCCGGCCACAUCCUCACAGCCUCAACUGGUGAAGAUGCGGAUCGAAGGCAUGGUCUGUCUGUCCUGCACCACCACCAUCGAAGGGAAGAUCGGCAAGCUCAAAGGAGUUGAGAAAAUCAAAGUGGUUCUAGACUCCCAGGAGGCCACGGUUCUCUACCUGCCAUACCUCAUCACUAUCGACGACAUCAUCGCCCAGAUCGCCAAGGCCGGCUUCAAAGCCACACCCAAGUCCAAGCCCCGCCCCCUGCAGCUGUCCGUCAGUGAGAUGGAGCGGUUGCUAAGCGCUGCCCUAUCACCCCCACCGCCAGUGGAAUCUUCCACCGAGGAUUCUGAGGUGUCUACAGACUCGGCCCAGACUACCCUCAGGGUGACGGGCAUGCACUGCCGCUCCUGUGUGGUAAACAUCCAGGAUAACAUCUCCAAGCUGGCUGGGGUGACCUCCAUAGAGGUAUUGUUGGAGAGCGAGAGCGCCUCCAUCCACUACGACCCAGAGAGGGUGACUGUGUCUGGGCUACAGCAAGCCAUCGAGGCCCUGCCACCGGGGACGUUUAAAACCCAACCCUGGAGCGCUACCUCUGGAGGUGUAAGCCCUACAUCCACCACACCACCACCGUCGUCCCAGGCCGGCCUCUCCUCCACCCAGCCCUGCUACAGCCAGCCUCUGACGGCCACGGCCCUAAUCCAUAUAGAGGGGAUGACCUGUGGGUCCUGUGUUCAGUCCAUCGAGGGGAUGCUGUCUCAGAGGAAGGGGGUGCAGUCAGCCAGGGUGUCGCUGGCCAAUCACAGAGGGGCGUUUGAGUUCGACCCUCUCCUCACCCAACCAGAGGAGCUCAGAGAGGCCAUAGAGGACAUGGGAUUUGAUGCCUUCCUGCCUGAAACCAACUCCCUGUUGACCGUCCCAGUUAUCAGUCCCCCCUCGCCCCCUUCCCCCGCCCCUGUCAAGGAGAAGGAGCUGGACAGCGACCCAGAGAGGGGUGCUGCACAGUGUGUUAAGGGGGCCCCAAACACCCUCGCUAAAUGCUUCAUCCAGAUUGGUGGAAUGACCUGUGCAUCCUGUGUGGCCAACAUUGAGAGGAACCUGAAGAAUGAGCACGGUAUCUACUCUGUGCUGGUGGCCCUGAUGGCUAGUAAGGCUGAGGUCCGUUAUAACCCUGAGGUGAUGGACCCUCUGAAGAUAGCAGAGUAUGUCAGAGAGUUGGGCUUCACUGCUUCUGUCAUGGAGAACUAUGAGGGUUCUGAUGGAAGCCUGGAACUGGUGGUCAGGGGAAUGACGUGUGCCUCCUGCGUUCACAAAAUAGAGUCCAGCCUGAUGAAAGAGAACGGUAUCGUCUACGCCUCCGUUGCCCUGGCAACCAACAAAGCCCACAUCAAGUACGACCCGGAGGUGACGGGACCGAGAGACGUCAUCAAACUCAUAGAGAACAUGGGCUUCGAGGCAUCUCUGGUGAAGAAGGAUCGUACAGGCAGUCACCUGGACCACAGCAGAGAGAUCACACAAUGGAGGAAGUCGUUCCUGGUCAGCCUGUUCUUCUGCGUCCCAGUCAUGGGGAUGAUGACCUACAUGAUCAUAGUAGAUCACCAGAUCAGCACGUCUCACCAGCACAACGCCACCACACAGGACCGGGAACACUACCACUCCACCAUGUUCCUGGAAAGACAGCUGCUCCCAGGCCUCUCCAUCAUGAACCUGAUCUCAUUCCUCUUCUGUGUCCCUAUACAGUUUAUUGGCGGRCGCUACUUCUACACCCAUGCCUACAAGGCCCUGAAACACAAAACAGCCAACAUGGACGUGCUCAUCGUGCUGGCCACCUCCAUAGCCUUCACCUACUCCGUGGUCAUCCUCAUGGUCGCCAUGAUAGAGAGGGCAAAGGUCAACCCCAUCACCUUCUUUGACACGCCCCCCAUGCUCUUUGUCUUCAUCUCCCUGGGGCGCUGGCUGGAGCAGAUCGCCAAGAGUAAGACAUCAGAAGCUCUGUCCAAGCUGAUGUCCCUCCAGGCCAGCGAGGCCACGGUGGUCACGCUCAACACGGACAUGUCUGUACUCAGUGAGGAGCAGGUAGAUGUAGAGCUGGUCCAGAGAGGAGACGUGGUCAGGGUGGUGCCUGGAGGGAAGUUCCCCGUUGAUGGGAGGGUCAUCGAGGGACACAGCAUGGCUGACGAGUCCCUCAUCACAGGCGAGGCCAUGCCAGUGACUAAGAAGCCAGGCAGCACAGUGAUAGCUGGCUCUAUCAACCAGAACGGUUCUCUGCUCGUCAGUGCUACACAUGUGGGCCUGGACACAACCCUGUCUCAGAUAGUGAAACUAGUGGAGGAGGCUCAGACAUCUAAGGCUCCCAUCCAGCAGUUUGCAGAUAAGAUCAGUGGUUACUUUGUCCCGUUCAUCGUUGCGGUCUCUCUCCUCACUCUGUUCGCCUGGAUCCUCAUUGGCUUUGUUGACUUUCCACUGGUGGAGAAAUACUUCCCUGGCUAUGAUAAGAGCAUCUCCAAGGCAGAAGCCGUGAUCAGGUUUGCCUUCCAGGCCUCCAUCACGGUGCUGUGUAUCGCCUGCCCCUGCUCUCUGGGCCUGGCAACCCCGACAGCUGUGAUGGUGGGCACGGGAGUGGGCGCUCAGAACGGUAUCCUCAUCAAGGGAGGGGAACCACUAGAGAUGGCACACAAGAUCCAGACAGUGGUGUUUGAUAAGACGGGUACCAUCACCUACGGAGCUCCUAAAGUCAUCCAGGUGAAGAUUGUAGUGGAGGGGAACAGGAUGCCUCGCUCCCGUCUGCUGGCCAUCGUAGGGACCGCAGAGAACAACAGUGAACACCCGCUGGGAGCUGCCAUCACCAAGUACUGUAAACAGGAGCUGGGUACGGAGUCCCUUGGUGCGUGUACUGACUUCCAGGCUGUGCCAGGCUGUGGAAUACGAUGCCAGGUCAGUAACACAGAGACCCUGCUGAGACAACAUCAGGAGGACAGUGACAGUGAAGACAACAACCAAAGAAACAGUGUUCUGGUCCAGAUCAGUGACUCCAGAACCCGGCCAGAAUCACACCCCCUCAUCAUGGACCCGCAGCCUCUCACCCUGGUGCAGACAGCGUCCUACGUGGUGUUGAUAGGGAACAGGGAGUGGAUGAGGAGGAACGGACUAGAGAUCAGACCUGAUGUUGACGAGACCAUGAAUGAACAUGAACGCAGAGGACGCACUGCUGUACUGGUGGCAGUCGACAGUCUUCUAUGUGCCAUGAUAGCCAUAGCAGACACAGUGAAGCCUGAGGCAGAGUUGGCGGUUCACACCCUGCAGGCCAUGGGGCUGGAGGUGAUUCUGAUGACUGGAGACAACAGCAAGACAGCACGGGCCAUCGCUGCUCAGGUGGGCAUCAGGAAGGUGUUUGCGGAGGUGCUGCCGUCCCACAAGGUGGCCAAGGUAGAGCAGCUGCAGCAGGCAGGGAAGAGGGUUGCCAUGGUGGGUGACGGGGUCAACGACUCGCCCGCUCUGGCCAUGGCAGACGUUGGCAUCGCCAUAGGAACUGGCACUGACGUGGCCAUAGAGGCAGCUGACGUGGUGCUGAUCAGGCCCAGCGCUGAGCUACUGGAGUCUCGUCUGGGCAGUCAGAAGAGAGACGCUGCAAGCCUAUCAGACGUCAGCGUACACAUCGGCAUGGGCGAGCUGCGCCGUUCCUCCCCCAAGCUGAGCCUAUUGGACCGCGUUGUAAACUUCAGCCGCGCCUCCAUCAACUCCCUCCAAUCAAAGCACUCCCUGAACAGCAUGGCCCUCAGCGAACCCGACAAACACUCAUUGCUGGUGGGGGAGGCCCUCUGCGAGGAGGAGUUUGUCUGAGGCUAGGUUAUGCUAAGCUACUCUAGUCUAUGCUAAUUUAAGCUUGGUUUAGCCAUUUUAUGCUUGACUAGGCUACGCUAAGCUAACGUAAGGUAGCGAAGGCUAAGUGGGUUACAUAAGUUAAUUGCCCCAUCCAUCUACACAGGUGCCCCCAGGGUGACAUCUUUUGACUUGAAGAAGCCUUUCUGUUGCCCCACACCGUCUGACCGACAGUGUGCACUCCAAUGGGUGCCUGGGAGGGCUUCAUGUUCACUCUACCGCUGCCUGUGUCUUUUGUCAAUGGCCACUUGUACCCUCAGGGGAAGGGGUCUUACACUGGGGUCUUAUAGGAGCUCGGACUCUUUGUCCAGGGUGUUAAGAGCUUCAGCUGAAAGACGAUGCAGGUGUCAUUAGGAAGACUGCACUGCAAUCUUUUUCUAUGUGCUUAUAAUAUGAAGGUUUGCAGAGACAAUCUUUUGACAUUUAUCCAAAGACACCCUAAAAUGGUGCCCCAUGUUAAAGUGUACUUAGUGUGACAAAAAAACAAAAAUCCUUCUGAGGCAGCAGAAGUGUAUUAAAUAUACUGUUGUAUAUUAUGAUUGUAUAAUUAAGCAAUGAGGCCCGAGGAGGUGUGGUAUAUGGCCAAUAUACCA
Molecule: messenger RNA, 5243 nt
Organism: Salvelinus sp. IW2-2015
Lineage: Eukaryota; Metazoa; Chordata; Actinopteri; Salmoniformes; Salmonidae
Gene: atp7a
Product: ATPase copper transporting alpha
Biological process (GO): monoatomic cation transport; copper ion homeostasis
Cellular component (GO): membrane
Molecular function (GO): copper ion binding; ATP hydrolysis activity; ATP binding
Source: RefSeq, a predicted model, not a curated record